AUGCAUAUUUGUCAAUUGUGCAUUUUACUUGCGGCGAUUUGGUUGUGCAGGUUCUAUCAUGAAGCAUCAACUAUGAUGAGGGACAUACCAAGCCUAUCCUUUCUGUGUGCUGCGAUCCAUCUGGAUAAACAAACAAUGUUAUUGUUAAUGGGAAAUAGCAGCAGCCCAUCAUUAGUGAAGAUUCAAAGGAAGCUAUGA
This is a messenger RNA of Prunus armeniaca (apricot), 198 nucleotides long. NCBI's taxonomy places the organism in Eukaryota, Viridiplantae, Streptophyta, Magnoliopsida, Rosales, Rosaceae. The record is from the annotation of a GenBank genome assembly.